CCAACAAACCAUCAUAACCUGUAUGAAUUGGAAUAAGUAAAUAGAAAUGGUGUAUCAUAAACAACUAGAAACUUAGUAUUAAAAUACGUUAAACAAUGUGACAAUAGUUGUAUUACUUAAAACUAUGCAUUUCAACGUGUUUAUCACACUAUUCUUAACAUUGUUUACCUUUGUGCUAUGCAUACAUGCAACAGACAAUGAAACCUUCUUCCCUCUGGGCCCAAAAGUAAAGUGUUCCUACCUAUCAUGGGAGUUUGUCAAGUGCAAAGAUCCAGAAGACCUAAAGGGCAACAAAACCGCCAAGGAGAACGGUUUUGGCUGCGUCAAGUUUGGUGGAAUGCGCUUUGAAGAUGUGGAACGUACUAAAGUUUGGUGCACAGUGCUAGAAAACAUAGAGUGCUUUGGAAACCGCACUUUUGAACGCGCCAAUGUGCCGUGCAUCAAGUACUCUGAACAAUAUUUCACCACCACACUGUUGUACAGUAUCCUCUUGGGAUUUUUGGGAAUGGAUAGAUUUUGUCUUGGACAAACAGGGACUGCAGUGGGAAAGUUGCUCACACUUGGAGGGGUUGGAAUCUGGUGGAUUGUGGACAUUGUCCUGUUGGUUACAAAUAACUUGGUGCCUGAGGAUGGCAGCAAUUGGAAUCCUUAUGUUUAAGUAUAAACUAUUUAAUUUUCUAUGAAUAAAAGUUGUGAUAAUCCA
Dalotia coriaria is the source of this 703-nucleotide messenger RNA. It is a transcript of the gene amrt, whose product is annotated as TM2 domain-containing protein 2 amaretto. The transcript has a single exon. Bases 125 to 658 code for a protein of 177 amino acids. The record is from RefSeq and is a predicted model, not a curated record. Lineage: Eukaryota; Metazoa; Arthropoda; Insecta; Coleoptera; Staphylinidae.